Molecule: messenger RNA, 642 nt
Organism: Ostertagia ostertagi
Lineage: Eukaryota; Metazoa; Nematoda; Chromadorea; Rhabditida; Trichostrongylidae
Source: the annotation of a GenBank genome assembly
ACUGAUGGCAGCGAUCCGACGCCGACGUGGGCGCCAUCGGACACAUGCACUGAUGAUGCUUUCGCCAACAUCAAAGUUCCACCUGUGCUGAAUAGUUCAGCUCAGACCUACUCGAUUCAAACGGUGUGCUGUGCUGAAGAUGUCUGCAGUCAGCAGAUCGAGCUAAUGAAUUACGAUGACUACGUCGUUAACUACGAUUCGUUGGCACCGCUACAGAACGAGACGGACAAGGCGAAUUUCACCUACGCGCUGGUUGGCUUGAUGAAACAGUUCGCUCAGCCAAGCACAAAGUGUCUCUACAAUACCAUAGUGCUGCUAACAAAUCGAAUAUUCGUCACCGAUCAGGAAAUGCUUGGAAAGGAUGUGGCGAAUAUCGUCAAUUACGGUUGCAUUACGUUCACUGUGAUCGCUCUCGGCAAUACCGGAAUCACCCAAGACAUGAUGUAUCAAUACUACUCAUCAUAUACCCAACGCCUCUUUAUCGUGCCUGGUUAUAACUGCAUCACCAAACUAGACAAAUGCAUUCGACCGUGCGGUGCCGAGGGUGCGAAUGACUGUCAGAACGAGCAGUUGACAACAUGCCCAUUUCCAACAACGACUACAAGACUAAUUUCGACCACAACAGAACCAUCAACAGUUUCC